AUGGCAAAGAAAGCUAUUGAUUCGAGAAUUCCUUCUCUGAUUAGAAAUGGUGUACAAACGAAACAAAGAUCCUUCUUUGUGAUUGUUGGUGACAAGGCUCGUAAUCAGUUGCCAAACUUACACUAUCUAAUGAUGAGCGCUGAUUUGAAGAUGAAUAAAUCUGUUUUGUGGGCCUAUAAGAAGAAAUUAUUAGGGUUCACCUCUCAUAGAAAGAAAAGGGAAGCUAAGAUUAAAAAGGAAAUCAAAAGAGGCACUAGAGAAGUUAAUGAUCAAGACCCUUUUGAAACUUUCAUCUCAAACCAAAAUAUUAGAUACGUCUAUUAUAAAGAAACGGAAAAAAUUUUGGGUAAUACUUAUGGUAUGUGUAUCUUACAAGAUUUUGAAGGUUUGACUCCAAAUCUAUUAGCAAGAACUAUCGAAACAGUCGAAGGUGGUGGUAUCGUAGUCAUCCUAUUGAAAUCAAUGACCUCUUUGAAACAAUUGUAUACUAUGACCAUGGAUAUCCAUUCCCGUUAUCGUACAGAAGCCCACAAUGACGUGGUCGCAAGAUUCAACGAAAGAUUUAUCCUUUCCUUGGGCUCAAACCCAAAUUGUUUGGUUGUAGAUGAUGAAUUAAAUGUCCUUCCUUUGUCUGGUGGUAAACAUGUGAAGCCAUUGCCUCCUGUUGACAAUGAAGACAUGACUCCAAAACAAAUAGAAUUAAAAGAUUUGAAAGAAUCAUUAGAAGAUGUCCAACCAGCUGGCUCUUUGGUUUCUUUGGCUAAAACUGUAAACCAAGCUCAUGCAAUUUUGUCAUUUAUUGAUGCAAUCUCAGAAAAAACUUUGAACUCUACUGUUACUUUAACUGCCGGUAGAGGUCGUGGUAAAUCUGCUGCUUUAGGUAUCUCCAUAGCAGCAGCUGUAUCCCAUGGUUACUCUAACAUUUUUGUCACUUCACCUUCCCCAGAAAACUUGAAAACCUUAUUUGAAUUCAUCUUUAAGGCUUUCGAUGCUUUGGGUUAUCAAGAACAUAUUGAUUAUGAUAUUAUCCAAUCAACAAACCCACAGUUUAACAAAGCUAUCGUCAGAGUAGAUAUUAAGAGGGAUCACAGACAAACAAUUCAAUAUAUCAUGCCUCAAGACCACCAAGUUUUGGGUCAAGCUGAAUUGGUAGUCAUUGAUGAAGCUGCUGCUAUCCCACUACCUAUUGUCAAGAAGUUAUUAGGUUCAUACUUAGUAUUCAUGGCUUCCACUAUUAACGGUUAUGAAGGUACUGGUAGAUCCUUAUCUUUGAAAUUAAUUCAACAACUGAGAACUCAAUCCACUACUUCUGGUCGUGAAAAUUCCCAAACCGAAAUUGUUUCAAGAGAUAAGAAGCAAACUGAUUCAGGCAUUUACGAUUCCGCACGUCAAUUAAGAGAAAUUAGUCUAGAUGAACCAAUUAGAUACGCUCCAGGUGAUCCAGUCGAAAAAUGGUUAAACAAAUUGUUAUGUCUAGAUGUCACAUUAAUGAAGAGUGCAAGGUUCGCCUCUAAGGGUACUCCUCAUCCUUCUCAAUGUAAUUUGUUUAUUGUUAAUAGAGAUACUUUAUUCUCAUACCAUCCUGUAUCUGAAUCCUUCUUGGAAAAAAUGAUGGCUUUAUAUGUUGCAUCACACUACAAGAACUCUCCAAAUGACUUACAAUUAAUGAGUGAUGCUCCUGCCCAUCAAUUAUUUGUUUUAUUGCCUCCAAUUGAUCCAAAAGAUGGUGGCAGAAUUCCUGAUCCAUUAUGUGUUGUCCAAAUUGCAUUGGAAGGUGAAAUUUCUAAGGACAGCGUCAGAAAUUCACUUUCUCGUGGUCAAAGAGCUGGUGGCGACUUGAUUCCAUGGUUAGUUUCUCAACAAUUUCAAGAUGAAGAAUUUGCAGGUCUAAGUGGUGCCCGUGUUGUUAGAAUUGCAACAAACCCUGAAUAUGCCUCUAUGGGUUAUGGUUCUCGUGCUAUUGAACUAUUAAGAGACUAUUUUGAAGGUAAGUUUACCGAUAUGUCAGAAGAUGCUACUCCAAAGGACUACACAAUCAAGAGAGUUUCUGAUAAGGAAUUGGAAAAGACUAAUUUAUUGAAAGAUGAUAUCAAGAUGAGAGAUGCAAAAACAUUACCACCUUUGUUAUUGAAGUUAUCUGAACAACCACCUAAUUUCUUGCAUUACUUAGGUGUUUCAUAUGGUUUGACUCAACAGUUACAUAAAUUUUGGAGAAAUAAUAAAUUUGUUCCAGUAUAUCUACGUCAAACUGCUAAUGACUUAACUGGUGAACAUACAUGUGUAAUGUUGAAUGUUUUACAAGGCAGAGAAUCAAACUGGUUAGUAGCUUUUUCCAAUGAUUUCCACAAAAGAUUUCUAUCGUUACUGUCGUAUGACUUCAACAAAUUUACUUCAGUCCAAGCCUUAAGCGUUAUAGAAAGUGCUAAAAAAGCAGCCGAGCUUGCUAACUCUGAUUUCAAAGUAAAAGAAUUAACCAAAGAACAACUGGACGAAGUUUUAUCUCCAUUUGAUUUAAAGAGAUUGGAAAGUUAUUCUAACAAUUUGCUUGAUUACCAUGUUAUUGUAGAUUUACUUCCAACUUUAGCAUUACUAUAUUUUGCUGGUAAGUUUGGUAAUGAAGUCAGUUUAUCUAGCGUUCAAAGUGCUAUCUUAUUAGCUAUUGGUUUACAACGUAAGAGUAUUGAUACCAUUUCCAAGGAAUUGAACUUACCUGCCAACCAAACGAUUGCUAUGUUUGCUAAGAUCAUGAGAAAGAUUUCCGUACAUUUACGUCAAGUAUUAAGUGAAUCCAUCGAACAAAGUUUGCCAGCAGUAAAUGAUGAAGUAAUUGCAGAAAUGGACGGUGAAGAAAUCAAAUCAUACAAUGCAGCAGAUGCGAUGGAUAAAAUAGAAGAUGAUUUAGAGGAAGCUGGCUCUGAAGCCAUCAAGGCUAUGAGAGAUAAGCAAAAAGAAUUAAUCAAUUCUCUAAAUUUGGAUAAAUAUUCAAUUAAUGAAGCUGGUGAAGGUUGGUCUGAAAGUAAAGAAGCGCUUGAUAAAGCAGCUAAAAAGGGUGGUGUUGUAUCAGUAAAAUCUGGUAAGAGAAAGACCACCGAAAAUUCACAAGAUAUUUAUUCAGAAGAAAUGAAUAUUUUAAAGAAGAGUAAGAAAUCUAAAAAAUCUUCUAAAUAA
This is a messenger RNA of Vanderwaltozyma polyspora DSM 70294, 3168 nucleotides long. It is a transcript of the gene KRE33, whose product is annotated as ribosome biosynthesis protein KRE33. Gene Ontology annotation, molecular function: tRNA binding; ATP binding; 18S rRNA cytidine N-acetyltransferase activity. The transcript has a single exon. The record is from RefSeq and is a predicted model, not a curated record. Gene Ontology annotation, biological process: rRNA acetylation involved in maturation of SSU-rRNA. Bases 1 to 3168 code for a protein of 1055 amino acids. NCBI's taxonomy places the organism in Eukaryota, Fungi, Ascomycota, Saccharomycetes, Saccharomycetales, Saccharomycetaceae. Gene Ontology annotation, cellular component: nucleolus; 90S preribosome.